GGCGCGGCGGUGGUGCCUGAGGGCGUCGCUUCCUUCCCCUUUCCCCCCCGCUGCAGCUUCGCUCUCCCGCCCCCGCAAAGGUGGGAGCCCGGUGCGAGGAGCCAGUGGGUAGCGCUGGGGACAGGGCAGGGACAUCGCCUUACCCGUGAACGAUGCAUUGGUGGCGGGCUUGAGAGCGUCUUACUCAAAUAAUAGUUCUGGUUAAAAUGCCAAAAAUGAACGUGGGAAAAAAAGAAAAGAAGGCAGAGAAAAGAAAAAAGCUGAAGCAACACGUGGCCCAAACGGGAGAGCUGGAAUCGGACACGGAACCCAAGAAAAAGAAACAGAGUGUGCAGGCAACAAAAGAAGAGGAAGAACUUAGCGCAGAGGAAAGGAGGAAACUGGAAAGGAAAUUAAAAAAAGAACGCAAGAAGAAGGAAAAACAGCUGAUGAGGGAAGCUGGAAUGGCUGUCAAAAAGGUGGUGCCCAAAAAGCAGUCAGCACCUGAGCUGGCUCUGGCCUAUUUAACCAGCUGGUCUGAGAAGCCCAAAGAAUGGAAGUUUCAGAAGACAAGACAAACCUGGCUUCUCCUGCACAUGUAUGAGAAAGAGAAGGUUCCGGACGAGUAUUUCACCAUUUUACUGGACUAUCUGCAAGGGCUUCAAGGCAGCGCGCGAGACCUCACCGUGCAGAAAGCCGAAGCUUUUAUGAAGGGAUUGGAUGGUUCCGAUGCACAAGACCCAAAGCUGUUGGCGAAGUGCGAGCGCAUACGACAAGUUCUGCAGCUGCUGUCCUGAGAGUGGUUUUGUGUCCUGGUGGCGGGUGGAGAGAAAGAUAACAUGUUGUACACAGAGACUAUAAGUUGGUUGUAAAGACAUAUUUUACAAUAAGAAUCCUGAUAGUGAAUGUUCACAUUUUAUACUCAUAAUUUUUUUCCAAUUGCAAAUAUUUAUCAUGUUUUGAGGUGAUGAAAUAAAAAUAACCAAUCUGGUCCAUCGACAUGCCAUUAAAAGCAGCCUCACUGCGUAUCUUUAGAAAAAUAAACCUCUCUUUCUUGUUA
Messenger RNA from Columba livia (rock pigeon), 1039 nucleotides. RefSeq names its product chromosome 15 C7orf50 homolog (gene CHLSN). The record is from RefSeq and is a predicted model, not a curated record. NCBI's taxonomy places the organism in Eukaryota, Metazoa, Chordata, Aves, Columbiformes, Columbidae. The coding region runs from base 207 to 776 and encodes 189 amino acids. The transcript is spliced from 5 exons.